Messenger RNA from Cetraspora pellucida, 369 nucleotides. The record is from the annotation of a GenBank genome assembly. Lineage: Eukaryota; Fungi; Glomeromycota; Glomeromycetes; Diversisporales; Gigasporaceae.
AUGUGGAUAUUUAAUAAUUUAAAUAAUAAUUUAGAUAAUAAUUCAGAUGAUAAUUUAGAUUAUAAUUCUGAUGAUGAUUUUGAUAAUAAUUUAGAUGAUAAUUUAAAUUAUUAUAUUGAUAAAAUUUUAGAUGAUAAUUUGGAUGAUGAUUUAGAUGAUAAUUUAGAUGAUAAUUUGAAUAAUAAUUUAGAUUAUAAUUUAAAUAAUGAUUUGGAUAGUAAUAUAAAUAGUGAUACAAAAGAAAAUAUUAAUAAUUAUUUAGAUAAUAUAUAUAAGAACAAUAAUAAAGAUAAAUUAAAUAAUAGUUUAGAUGAUAUUAAUAUAAAUAAUGAAGAUUUUGAAACUAGUAAUUUAAAAAAAAAGGUUUGA